Carassius gibelio (silver crucian carp) is the source of this 1809-nucleotide messenger RNA. It is a transcript of the gene eral1, whose product is annotated as Era-like 12S mitochondrial rRNA chaperone 1. The transcript is spliced from 11 exons. Gene Ontology annotation, cellular component: mitochondrial matrix. Gene Ontology annotation, molecular function: rRNA binding; GTP binding; ribosomal small subunit binding. Lineage: Eukaryota; Metazoa; Chordata; Actinopteri; Cypriniformes; Cyprinidae. The record is from RefSeq and is a predicted model, not a curated record. Gene Ontology annotation, biological process: ribosomal small subunit assembly. Bases 152 to 1510 code for a protein of 452 amino acids.
UUCCUCUCAACAGUUCCCUCGACUUGAGCAACAUGUCUGCGCCCUGGACACGUGUAAACAAACAUGGAGACGAGAAUCACCUUGCACUAGGGUUAAUCUAAGUGUAACAUUUUGAAAUCAUCAAUUUGUGUAUAGAAAACUUGUUCCGACAAUGGCCUUGCGGCUUUGCGAGACGUUUCUACGCAGAUCUGUGCGAUUUUCAACGAUCUGCAGACUGACAACAGCCCCAGAGCACGCGCCACUGGAUCUGCGUCGAUCAGGUCGCUCAGUUUUUGGUCCACAGACAGUAAGACAAUGUCUGUUUCACUGCACUCCGGCCAGUUUGGUGUCUUCGAGUUCUUUUUUGGACAGACUGCAGAAGGGGAGAGCGGUGGUGUCCGAUGAGGGUCUCUGUCAUCAUCAGCCUGUCUCUGUUCCCUCAGACAGCGCUCAUCAAUUUUCCUUAUUGCUGAAGGAUCCUGAUCAACCUGCAAAUGCUAAAUCUCUUAAAGUGACGAUAGUGGGUGCUCCCAAUGCAGGGAAAUCAACAUUGACCAAUCAACUGCUUGGUCGAAAGUUGUUUGCUGUUUCUGAGAAAGUGCACACAACAAGAUCACGUGCUGUUGGUGUCCUGACAGAGGAUGACACACAAAUCAUACUGUUGGAUACCCCUGGUCUCACCACACCAAUAAAGGCUAGAAGACAUCAACUGGAGGAUUCACUGCUGGUGGACCCUUUUGAGUCAAUAAAGGAAGCUGAUUUAGUGGUGGUGCUAGUCGAUGUGUCUGAUAAAUGGACGCGCGAUAAGCUGGACUAUGAAGUGCUGAAGUGUCUGGCCCUGAAUCCAGAUGUCCCUGCCAUCCUUGUCCUCAAUAAGGUAGAUCUACUGAAGAACAAAACACUUUUGCUAGACAUCACGGCACAGCUGACAGAAGGGGUGGUUAAUGGAAAGAAGAUCAGGAUCCGUGGCGCAGAGAAACCACGUGAGAAAUUAGCAGCCAAACGCCACAGCAGACAUGCUGAACAACCAGAGUCUGAGAGCGUGAAGGACGCGCUGUCUCAGGAGGGUCAGGACAAAGACAGGCUGAAGGCCCUGAAGAGCCGCAGGGGGUGGCACCUUUUUAAGGAUGUAUUCAUGUUAAGUUCCAUUGACAGAGAAGACGUGGAGACGUUGAAGAAGUACCUGUUUGAUGGUGCAAAGCCUGGCCAGUGGCAGUACCACAGUGAAGUACUGACUGACCAGGGUCCUGAGGAGAUGUGCAUCAACACUAUCAGAGAGAAACUUCUACAGCAUCUCCCGAAGGAGGUGCCAUACUGUAUGACACAGCAAAUUGAAAUCUGGAAGGAGUCUGAAGAUGGGGUACUCGAAAUAUCCAUCAAACUAUAUGUAAAGAAAGACACACAUAUGAAAAUGGUUAUUGGCUCUGGAGGUCAUUUGAUAACCAGAAUAACCCAGGAAGCUGAAAGUGACCUAAUGAAGAUUUUCUUGCGUGAAGUACGUUUAAAAAUCUCUGCAAAGUUGAAGAAGUGAGGUAGACUGUUUGAAUGAUGAAGGCCAGAGGCAGACGGAAACCUGAAAAGAGUUGAGGAAGAGUGAAGAAAUGGACAUGAACUCAAAAUUGGCUGUAUUUUGGGUUGUGCUGUUAGGCUGAUCUCAAGAGACCACCCUCAUUCCUGUAAAAUGAAAUGCAAGUAUAUCAGGCACAUUACAUGGGUUUUCAGUAUCAUUUCAAUGAUCAACUGUAUCAAAUAUGCCUGUGCUGCUUACAUAUAUUGCUGCUUUUGAUUUAUAAAAAUGUCUAUAUAAUAAUAAAAGCCAAAAAUCACGUA